GUUGUUUGCGUAAGCCUAAAUGAAUAGGGCAUCUACGCUAUAGUCUCUCACACGCCCGCUUCUUCUUACGCACAAUACGUAGCAGAGAACGCCAGCAUGGGGAAGUUCGGGUUGCAGUUUAAGGCGACGUUGGAGAACGUUACAAAUGUGAGGCCGGACGGGGAGGACUUUCGCUGGUAUUUAAAGCUGAAGUGUGGGAACUGUGGUGAGGUCUCUGAAAAAUGGCAGUAUAUCACACUAAUGGACAGUAUGCCGCUGAAAGGAGGAAGAGGCAGUGCCAGCAUGGUUCAGAAGUGUAAACUGUGUUCCCGGGAAAACUCUAUAGAUAUCCUGAAGGAUACUAUUACACCGUAUAACGCGGAGGACAGUGAAAGGUUUAAGACGAUUGUGCAGUUUGAGUGUCGAGGUUUAGAACCAGUGGACUUCCAACCACAGGCUGGCUUUGCAGCCAAAGGGGCCGAGACCACUACCCAGUUUCCUGAAAUUAACCUUCAGGAGAAAGAUUGGACAGACUACGAUGAGAAGGCCAGUGAGUCUGUGGGUAUCUAUGAAGUCACACAUCAGUUCAUCAAGUGCUGAAGAACCUCCUGAAGCAGCGCAGAUUUAAAGGCUUGAGCUCCACCUGAGAAACCAUGAAACAAGACCAGUUGUAAAUAAUUGAAAUUAUUAUUUUUGGUCAGUUAUGAAUGGCUACAUUGAACAGCAGGAUGAAGAGCUGUUACUCUGUGAAGGAAGGACGGACAGCAGUUUUGGAGAUGCUGGAUAAAAAGACAAUAAACCAUUUUUCCUUGACCAAA
Molecule: messenger RNA, 797 nt
Organism: Astyanax mexicanus (Mexican tetra)
Lineage: Eukaryota; Metazoa; Chordata; Actinopteri; Characiformes; Acestrorhamphidae
Gene: czib
Product: CXXC motif containing zinc binding protein
Exons: 8
Coding region: 97-579 (160 amino acids)
Molecular function (GO): zinc ion binding
Source: RefSeq, a predicted model, not a curated record